This is a messenger RNA of Drosophila yakuba, 1656 nucleotides long. RefSeq lists its product as uncharacterized. The record is from RefSeq and is a predicted model, not a curated record. The transcript has a single exon. The coding region runs from base 3 to 1088 and encodes 361 amino acids. Gene Ontology annotation, molecular function: peptidyl-prolyl cis-trans isomerase activity. Gene Ontology annotation, biological process: protein peptidyl-prolyl isomerization. NCBI's taxonomy places the organism in Eukaryota, Metazoa, Arthropoda, Insecta, Diptera, Drosophilidae.
AUAUGUUUGACCGGAGUCCGUUUCGCACCGGUGGGUCACUGGGUUCCCGAGUAUCCAGUUUCAUGGAGCGCCACCACCGACGAGUACAGAUGAGUCGCAACAAGUUGUACCUUUACCGGCUCAGUCGAGCCACCAGUUUGGUGCACCAGCGACCGCCCCUGAUGAACACCAAGGCCCAGUCGGGAUUCGAUGUUCUGCACGAGGAUGCCCGUAUCUUUCUGGAGCGUACCAACGCGAAUGUGCGCCUGCUACUGAAUCUGUCGAAGAUCAAGCGAACCAGAGGCACCAUUGACAUUGACGAGGGUUCACCGCUCGUUCCCAAAUCGGCUCUACCACAAAUGCGGCAUAGACUGGAUCUGGUGGAGCGUCACAACCUUUUGUUGGGUCGCCGCCUGUUGAGGAUCCAUGAGCGUGGAGCCGCCCAGCGGAAGCGGUCCAGCCGGCAAUCGCCAACGAGCAGCAUAAGGUGUCCCAGUGUGAUGACCAAUCGGUCCACUCUGGGUGAGAGUGAGGUGUUCGACAAGUACAUUGGCUGGGAUCUGGACAUGCCCGUGGGAAACUUCGAACUGAUGCGACUGCUUCGGCCCAGGAUUGUUUUACACUUCGGUCUGAUGGACGGCCGGCCGUUGGGCCAAGUGGUGGUACAGCUAUAUACGGAGGCGGCGCCGCUGGUGGUGCUGCAGUUCGUCCGCACUUGCCUGGCCCAGCGGUCGCAUGAGUUCGCCGUGCGCCGGAUCUUUCCACGUCUGUGGUUGGAGGGCUAUCUCCUGAGCAGCUGCAAAAACAGCGGAGGCGAAGCGUCCUCAUUAAGCUAUCGCGAUCCCAUGGAGUUCGAUACGCGCGUGGUGAGUCACGCUCGCUACGGUUGCGUCUUGUCCUGCGCCAAGGAGUUCUGUGUCCACGGCUUCCCCGGCGGAGCCAUCAACUUUACCAUCAGCUUCAAGCCCCUGCCGGUGGCCAUGGGUCAGCGCGUGGGCUUCGGUCGGGUGAUACGCGGCGACAAGGUCAUCGUGGCCAUGGAAGCUCAUGGCACCAAGAAUGGAAAAAUUAGCCGUCCACUGCUCAUCACCCACUGCGAAAUGCUAUAGGACAUGAUGGAGCUUCUGGAGGUACUUCUGGUUUUAUAAUGCAGAGAAUCGUAAUCGUGAAGGAAUGAUUCUAUGCGUACUGAAAUCGGGAGUCCUGCAGAUUCAUUUGAAACUCCCUCCCAUUGAAAUUCAACUUGGUCUCUGUCCAACUGUUGGUUAAAGUACGAGUACAAUUUAUUUGAUUUCUGGAUGGAUAACUACCGACGAUUCGGGCAAUCCCCAUAAACGAACAUUGUAUUAAUAUGUGCUUCUUGUAUCGUGCAUUCAAGCAUAUGGAUAGUUAUACAUUAUAGUCCUCCGUAUGAGACUAGCUAGACUAGCGUUGAAGUUGCAUACAAAUAUAUAUACGAGUAAGUGGUUCACGGAUAGACGAGUAAGAGAAGAAGCUGCUCAAAUCCUUCAGCUCCAUGACAAUACGAUCCCAAACAACAGCAACAUUUAACUGGCUAAGUUUAACAGUGAUUACAUUUGGAUAGAAUAGAUAGUAACCGAACUACGAAUUGAUUAAAUGCUGGUUAAUGCGGAUAAGAUGCAGAUAUAUAAACCGUAUAACUAGACUGUUUUGAUA